Molecule: messenger RNA, 1430 nt
Organism: Aureobasidium subglaciale EXF-2481
Lineage: Eukaryota; Fungi; Ascomycota; Dothideomycetes; Dothideales; Saccotheciaceae
Product: glycosyltransferase family 50 protein
Exons: 4
Coding region: 65-1375 (436 amino acids)
Biological process (GO): GPI anchor biosynthetic process
Cellular component (GO): membrane; glycosylphosphatidylinositol-mannosyltransferase I complex
Molecular function (GO): GPI mannosyltransferase activity; alpha-1,4-mannosyltransferase activity
Source: RefSeq, a predicted model, not a curated record
CCAAAACCAAAACUUCGAGGAGAUUGUCUGUAAUCUCAAACUUGUGCUUGAGACUCUCAUCGACAUGUCACGACCUGGUCCUACAAAUACAGGAGUAAAACCUCAACCUGCCAGUUCAACAAUAACCACGAAAUUAUUUUCCAACACACGACUCAUCUUUGCCCUCUCUGGCCUCCUACGCGCCUCUCUACUCCUCUGGGGCGAAUAUCAAGAUGCAAACUCACCUCUAAAAUAUACUGAUAUCGACUAUCUAGUCUUUACAGAUGCAGCUCGCUAUAUUUACAAGGGUAAAUCUCCCUACCUCCGGGACACCUAUCGCUAUACACCUCUACUAGCCUGGCUGCUCUACCCAACAGCAUGGGGAAACCGCUGGUUCUGUUUCGGAAAACUGGUUUUCGCAAUGGGAGACUUGGUAACUGGAUAUCUGAUCUUCCUCUUGCUCAAGAAAAGAGGCAUGCAAGAGGGAAAGGCUGUAGCGUUUGCGAGUAUUUGGCUACUGAAUCCUAUGGUUGCGAAUAUCAGUACGAGGGGCAGUUCGGAGGGAUUGUUGGCUGUUAUUGUGGUGGGCAUGUUGUGGGCCGUUGAGGAGGGAUAUACCAUUUUGGCUGGGUGUCUUCUGGGCUUGGGUGUGCAUUUUAAAAUCUACCCGUUUAUUUAUGCGGCGAGUAUGGUUCGGUGGUUGGAUAGGAGUGAGGUUGGUUCGUGGGAUGGAAGAGGUGGGUGGUUCGGUGGUUUGGUGAAUCGAGGCAGAGUUCGUUUGGCUCUGUUCAGCUUCAUUACUUUCAGUGGGUUGAACUUGUUGAUGGUCAAGCUAUAUGGCAUCGAGUUCCUUCGGCACAGCUACACCUACCAUCUCACUCGCAUCGAUCAUCGCCACAACUUUUCCGUCUACAACACGUUGCUUCAUAUGAAGUCUGCUUUGGGCUCGUCUUCAGGCUUGGGCAUCGAGUCUCUGGCUUUCUUACCACAGCUUUUCUUGUCCGUGGUUGCCAUUCCUCUGCUUUUGGCCAAGAAGGAUUUGGCAAGCACGAUGCUGGCCCAAACAUUCGCUUUCGUCACAUUCAACAAGGUGUGCACAAGUCAGUACUUCUUGUGGUACAUGGUCUUCCUCCCAUUCUACCUUCCGACCUCCUCGCUUCUUCGUCGACCCAAGCUGGGAUACACAGCUCUUGCCCUGUGGGUGGUUGGUCAGGCUCUGUGGCUCCAGCAAGGCUACCAGCUAGAAUUCCUCGGCCACUCGACAUUCGUCCCAGGACUCUGGUUCGCCAGCAUGGCCUUCUUCGGCAUAAACUGCUGGCUGCUUGGUAUCGUCGUUUCCGACAUCAACAAGCUACCUCCCAGCACCCCUGCCAUCCUAGACAGAAAGAUGCAAUAGCGAUAGCUGUAUAUAGACCAUUGUUUUCUCGCUCAAAAAGCAGUCUCUCUUUCAU